AUGUCUUCUUUCUACGAUUUCAAGCCUCUCGACAAGACUGGCAAGGAAGUGGAUUUGUCCAAAUAUAAGGGCAAGUUUGUCCUGGUUGUCAACACAGCUUCCAAGUGCGGAUUCACCCCUCAGUAUGCCGGCCUUGAGAAGCUGUACAAGUCGAUCCGUGAGAAGCACGGUGACAAGUUCGAAAUCCUAGGCUUCCCUUGUAACCAGUUCGGCUGGCAGGAGCCCGGUACCAACGACGAAAUCCAGCAAUUUUGCCAGCUCAACUAUGGAGUCACCUUCCCCAUCAUGGCCAAGAUCGAUGUCAAUGGCCCCAAUGCCAUCCCUCUUUAUCAGUGGUUGAAGUCUCAAAAGCCCCGUUUUGGAGGCUAUGUCGAGCGUGUCCUCUGGAACUUUGAGAAGUUUUUGAUCGGGAAGGAUGGCAGUGUCAAGGGGCGAUGGCUGUCCGCUACCAAGCCAGAGUCGCUGGAGCAGACUAUUCUGGAGGAGCUGGAAAAAUGA
This is a messenger RNA of Thermochaetoides thermophila DSM 1495, 498 nucleotides long. RefSeq names its product glutathione peroxidase-like protein. Bases 1 to 498 code for a protein of 165 amino acids. The transcript is spliced from 2 exons. Gene Ontology annotation, biological process: response to oxidative stress. Lineage: Eukaryota; Fungi; Ascomycota; Sordariomycetes; Sordariales; Chaetomiaceae. The record is from RefSeq and is a predicted model, not a curated record. Gene Ontology annotation, molecular function: glutathione peroxidase activity.